GGGAGGCAGCGCGCACUCCUCGUCUCGAUGACCCACAACAAUCACACUGUCAAGACUCAACGCCCGUUCGACUUCUCUGUACCGCCGUGAGUGACAGCUGUCUGAGUCUCGGAUGUGCAUCUUGACUGCUGGCUGAUGACGACGACGGCGCAUCUCAUAGGGCAGGUAUUAUAUUAGCUGUCUCAUGUCAAGUAAGGCCCCGAAGCUAUAUUCCGUUGACGUUUCGGAUCCACGACUCGUUUAUGAGCCUGCGGAGGCGUGGGGUCCGUCCUGCAGUAACGGAGACACGGGCACGCAAACAGCCGGGUCUAGCGUCACUUUCACAUUCAACGGUACCUUUGUCGAGGUCUACGGCUCGUCGAGCUCAGCGCAGACCAGCACAUCAUUCGUUCUAGACGGUCAGCAGGCUGUCAACUACGCUAGCUCAGGAGCAAGUUCGCAGGACCUCCCUCUCUAUCACUCGUUUACCCUCAAUCACGGCGCGCACACACUCAAAAUCACAGUAAAAGGAGACGACCCGUCACUCUGUCUUCAGCAGCUGCAAUUCACGGGCACGCCAGUCCAUUCAGCGUCGUCGGCAUCUUCGGCUGUCGUACCUACACAGACUCAAGCGCUCAACAGCUCGUCCACCACGACGUCCUCCAACCACCUCUCACCAGGGGCGAUCUGCGGGAUCGCCAUAAGUAGCAUCGUGGUCUUGUUCCUUGUCAUAUUCACCAUCUUGUAUGCGUGUGGCCUUCUACCUCGGCAUUGUAGGCGAGGACGACGUCCCUCGAAGGAUGAGGGAGUAGAUAUCAUCUUGGACGAGAUGCCCAAAUCCCCUCCUCCACCAGUGGGCAUGGACAUCUUCCGGAAAAUGCUGAUACAACACGCCCAAAACAACGCCAUGACCCGUCUAGCCUCGGGACCGAACUCGAAGAAGAGUUCGUCGAACGGGACGCGGUCGACCGCCAUCUUCUCUUCCGUCGUCAUACUCACGCCACCCGUUUCGUCGUCUGGCGGGAGUCACGGCCGCUCGGAGAGACAACCUCAAAGACCCCAGCGAGCGCAGCUGAGGCCGUCCACACCUACUUUGCAUAUCGCGAACCAGGUUCAGAGUCCCUGACCACAUUCCUUGUUAGUACGAAAGCCCCCAUCUUGUGUCGAAUUUGUAUGGACAUCAGUACCACGGACUCCGGAAGAGCGAUUGCAUAUAUUAGUAGUCUUGUAUCUGGAUAAUCUCGAUAUGAUAUUGCGGUGAAGUACAGUAUUAAGUAUGUAAGUUAGCUUGGCCUCGGCCCUCCGGAAUGCCACGACCUCAGCGCUUCAGCCACA
Messenger RNA from Rhodofomes roseus, 1314 nucleotides. RefSeq lists its product as uncharacterized. The transcript is spliced from 3 exons. NCBI's taxonomy places the organism in Eukaryota, Fungi, Basidiomycota, Agaricomycetes, Polyporales, Fomitopsidaceae. The coding region runs from base 185 to 1105 and encodes 306 amino acids. The record is from RefSeq and is a predicted model, not a curated record.